Molecule: messenger RNA, 3493 nt
Organism: Triticum urartu
Lineage: Eukaryota; Viridiplantae; Streptophyta; Magnoliopsida; Poales; Poaceae
Source: RefSeq, a predicted model, not a curated record
AUGGCGUACGAUAACUAUUUCGAGUGCAAGGAGGAUGCCCUGGGAAAGAUUGGCUUCUCCUCUUAUCAGAAAUGCACUGCAGCUAUUCAGAUGCUUGCUUAUGGAGUGCCCAGAGAUCUCAUUGAUGAGUAUGUCCGAAUGAGCGAGUCCACGUGCCUAGACUCCAUCUGUAAGUUAUGCAAGGCUGUGGUACCAGUGUUUGGCCUGGAGUACUUGAGAGAGCCAACCGAUGUAGAUAUAGCCCGACUAUUGACGAUCAAUGUGAGUAGGGGCUUUUCGGGGAUGCUUGGUAGCAUAGAUUGUAUGCACUGGCAGUGGAAGAACCACCCUUCUGCUUGGCAGUGGCAGUAUAGGGGCCAUAUCAAAACUUGCACUGUCAUACUCGAGGCCACGACUUCACCAGAUCUCUGGAUUUGGCACUCUUUCUUCGGCAUGGCUAGAUCUAACAAUGACAUCAACGUGCUUCAGUGCUCUCCGUUGUUUGCAAGGCUUGUAGAGGGCAAGUGCCCGGAGGUCAAUGUUGAGAUCAAUGGCCACCACUACAACAACGGAUACUACCUAGGUGACGGUUUCUAUCCUCGGUUGAGUACUCUUGUGAAAACAAUCCCCAGCCCUAUACGAGAGAAGAGAAAGAGAUUUAACCAAGAACAAGAGAGUGCUAGGAAGGAUGUGGAGUGUGCCUUUGGUGUUCUUCAAUCUCGAUGGGGCAUCAUUCGGUACACCAUGGUCAUGAUCCUCUUCUCCCUGCCACUGAGCGCUUCCCAAGACCGUCUCGUCCCCAGCAAUGUGUUGUACGCUGGUAACACGAUCGUCUCCGAUGAUGGUGGAUUCGUCUUGGGCUUCUUCAAUCCCUCCAACUCCACUCCGGCCAUCCUGUACCUAGGCAUAUGGUAUAACGACAUUCCUGAGCUCAGUGCUGGAUUAAAAAGAUCGAUGAUGAAAAACAAGCGCCGGCUGGUGAGAGGCGAUGAAGAGCAACGCCCUUACAAAAGGGUAGCUAGGCCAACGAGAUUGGACAGCUCGAGUGGAUCCAGUCCAGGCGCCCUGAGUGAACUUAGUGAGCAAGUAGUUUCAAGAUUGCGCAGGAGUGUCGUGUCGCUUGCUUCGUUCGAUGGUGAUACCAAGUUACGUGAAUGCACAGGCAUAUGCAUUGAAACCUCAUGUUCUGAUUCUGAAGCUACAAUCCUGACAUCGAGACGGUUGAUUCCACCUACUCGCCCAGCUGCAAGUUUGAAUAUAAAAGUACGCCUUCCGAAUGAUCGGAUUGUCACUGGGUGGAUAGAGGAUCCUAAGAUAUAUGUUGAUUUUUUCAUUGUCAACAUCAAGAAUGUGUCUGGUAUUGAUGCCGCAAGUCUCGACUGUGACAUGCAGUCUGAGCCACAUACGAAGGUAGCAGCUGUAUGCCGCUGUUUCAGUUCAGGAUUUUCAACAGCCACAAGUGGACUAAAUCUCGCCUCUCCAACCAAUGAGACAAUCGUAAGCACGUGCCGGAUCCACAAGGCGGGGAUUGGAGGCCCUCUUGUUGAUUUUGAUGGCAACUUUGUCGGGAUGAACUCCUCUCGUACCAAAAUGGAGAAGACUGCUUACGUGCGAAGGGAGGGAAUUUUCCGAUUCUUGGUGCUUCACGGGAAGGUCAGUGUUAGAGUUAAGGAAGGGUUUGAUGAUAUUUCAAGGGCAAGAAUGAACAGUGAGAUGAAAGCAAUUAGGCCAAGUUUGAGUGCUAAGUCCGUAGAGAAAUUGAGUAAAUCCAGAAAAGGUGCCUUGAGUAAGCAAGUACUUUCCAGAUUAAGCAUGGGUAUUGUGGCGCUGGCCUCAUUCGAUGGUGAUACCCAAUUACACGAAUGCACGGGCACAUGCAUCGAAAGCUCAUGUCCUGAUGCCACGUGUUUCCUGACAUCGAUAAAUUUGAUUCCUUAUACUUGUCGGUUAGGGAAGAUCACUGAAAGUUUGACGAUUAAAGUACGCCUUCCCGAUGAUCAGAUUGUCACUGGGUGGAUAGAGAAUCCUGAGAUAUAUGUUGAUUUUUUUAUCGUCAAAAUCAAGAACGACGAUGUUAUUGAUCCCCCCCAUCUAUGUCAUCUAAGUCUUGAUCGUGCCACGCAGUUUGAGCCUUAUAGGAAGGUAGCAGCUGUAUGGCGCUAUUAUGAUUCAGGAGAAUUAAAGACCACAAGUGGAGUAGAUCUUGCCUCUGUAUGCGCUCUUACAGAUGAGGAGAUGUUAAGCACAUGCCGAAUCCAUGAGGUGGGGAUUGGAGGUCCCGUUGUUGAUUUUGAUGGCAACUUUGUCGGGAUGAACUGCUCUGGUACCAAACAAAGAAAGACCCCCUACGUACGAAGGCCUUCGAUUCGUGAAUUCAUGUGGUUUUGCGAGAUGGUCAGUGUUAAGGAAGAGGUUGAUGAAGCUGUAAGUGCAAGAUUUAAAAGUCGUUAUGGAGAUUCAGCUUUCCUCAGGGCAGGAGGCGGGCAAUACAUACAUCUUCUCGGUGAUACCUUCAAGAAUGAUAUCUUGAGGAAACCAUUGGGAGGUUUUGGAUUAGAAAUGGAUCAAAGUGCCUACUCACUUGCUUCAGAAUCAAGCAAACUUCUUGCUUCAAAAAUGAAUCGAAGUGUUGUCUCACUUGCUUCAUUCAAUGGAUUUGCAAAAAAGUUUUCUUGCUCAGGUGUAUUUAUAAAGGGCGAAGCAUGCUCUGCAACAAUUCUGACUUCAGCAAGUUUGUUCAGAGUUCCUGGCAGUUCACACAGGAUCGAUGAUAACUUGAGGAUUGAAGUUUGCCUUCCAAACCAAUUUCGAGUUGUAGGGAUAUUGAACUGUUAUAAUUUACACUACAAUGUCGCUCUUGUUGACAUCAUGGGAUUCUGGCGUCCUCGUACAAUAAAAAUCCAUGGGCAUCCAGUUACCUCAUCUAUGGACGUAAUAGCUGUGGGUAGUCUUUUUGCGUGUCGCAAACUAAUGGCUGUUGAGGGGAAGGUGUUGAUUGGCAAACAAAGCAAACUUGAUUGCAAAGAACUAUGUGUCUCCACCUGUAAAAUCACCAAGGCUGGGAUUGGGGGGCCUCUUAUUGACAAUGAUGGGAAUUUUGUUGGAAUGAACUUUUAUGAUGAGGAAGAAACUCCAUUCCUGCCGAGGGACGUUAUUCACCGCCUCUUAUUGAACUUAAAUAAAAAACGUGCAGAUGGUACUAUUGUUGAGGGUGUUGAAAAUAGAUGGUUGUUGCCUGGCGGGACACACGGGAACACUGAAACUGUUGCACCGAUUGAUGGAAACAAAUGGCCGUUGCCUGCGCCACGCUACGUUGGUCGUAGAGCCAACCCUUUGCCACGUCACAAAUGGCCUCUGCCUCGUGGCCGAAAGCCUCUACCUAUGUGAGGUCACCUUGGUUGUAGAGCCGACGAUCGCUGCUAGUAUUGAUGAUGUUUUCUCGUCCGUUGGUGCUGGGACCUCCAUUCUGAGCUGCUCGAGUACUAGUAGUACUAAUAUUGCUUUCUCCAGGACA